AUGUCAACAGUCCAGAGAGAAAUAAGAAAAAGGAGCAGCAGAAGAAGAACUGCAAAAAUAAGGGACCCCGUACUGCAAGGAGUAAGCAAGCACGAAACGGUGUGUAAUAUCCGGCCCAUCGAUAAGCUGGCUGCUGGUGGUUGUUGCUGGCGGUGCUGCUGGCGGCCGAAGAAUUCCCUGAUUGUCUACCUCGAGUCUGCCUUUCCUGCAGGCCCCCUUCACGUGUAUCCAUCCGCCAUAGACAUAGGAACUGCUGUGGGAAGACGAAGCAGAGGACAGCAGAAGAAGACGACAACGAGGGAGAAAAAGAAAAGAAACGACCUCUGCCAGCAAAUCCCGAAGCCCGACCAACAGCAGGUUCAAAAAGAAACAAAGCAGCAGCGGUUUUGUCUUGUAUUGGUUGAAAGACGGACGCAAGGCAGCAGACGACAGAGAGAGCAAAGGAGCCAUCCCAUCCUAGAAGACUCGACUCUGGCGAGGAAGCCCCAGAUAGAGCAGAGCCAGCAAGCAAGCAAGCCAGCGUUGACGAAAAGAAGCAAAAAGGGACGAAAAAGAAACCAAGACCACAGUCAAAAAAGGGAAGAGAAGGAAAAAAAAGCAUGGUUCUUUUGCGUGCGCUGUGAAUCUGAUAUCCGAUCUGAUCUGAACCCAGCCCGCCCGCAUCCAACCAUUGCACGCGAAAGAGAGAUCCGUCCGUACAUUAAAAAGGGAGAACGAUCUUUGUACGCCCUCGUCUCGACUCUCCUCCUCAUUCAUCCACCUGGCUGCUGGAUUGGCCCUCUCCGCUGGCGUCUCCCCUUUCGAUCUGGCCAAGAUCCAGCCCGCCGGCCCAAUUUUUGGCUACCGUGCUACGCUUUGGCCGUGAACCUGCAACAGCCCGUCAAAGCUUAUACGGGGAAGUCUCUCUGA
Trichophyton benhamiae CBS 112371 is the source of this 909-nucleotide messenger RNA. RefSeq lists its product as uncharacterized. Bases 1 to 909 code for a protein of 302 amino acids. The transcript has 2 exons. The record is from RefSeq and is a predicted model, not a curated record. Lineage: Eukaryota; Fungi; Ascomycota; Eurotiomycetes; Onygenales; Arthrodermataceae.